This is a messenger RNA of Hyalella azteca, 2742 nucleotides long. RefSeq names its product peptidyl-prolyl cis-trans isomerase sig-7. Gene Ontology annotation, biological process: protein peptidyl-prolyl isomerization. The coding region runs from base 119 to 2305 and encodes 728 amino acids. The record is from RefSeq and is a predicted model, not a curated record. Lineage: Eukaryota; Metazoa; Arthropoda; Malacostraca; Amphipoda; Hyalellidae. Gene Ontology annotation, molecular function: RNA binding; peptidyl-prolyl cis-trans isomerase activity. The transcript is spliced from 5 exons. Gene Ontology annotation, cellular component: nucleus.
GUUUGAUUAGAAGUUUUAAAUCCCAUAUCUUAAUUAGAAAUCAGGAAAUGAUUUAAUUCAGUGUCAGGGACUCACGGUGUCACUUUACUGAGAAAACAACAAAUAUUUUAUCUACAAGAUGUCAGUUGUAGUGGAGACCACCAUUGGAGACUUCACAGUUGACCUCUAUACUGAGGAACGCCCUAGAACUUGCCUGAACUUCCUGAAGCUGUGCAAGCAGAAGUACUACAACCUGAACCUGCUGUACAGCGUUGAGAGGAACUUUGUGGCUCAGACUGGCGACCCCAGCGGCACUGGCCGUGGAGGCUCAUCAAUCUUCAGCAAGAUGUUCGGGGAUCAGUUUAAUUUCCAGAAGAUACCAAUUUGCCACUUCCAUUUUACAUCAACGUCUCUUCAUCUGCCCUCAUUGAGCAGGUACGGGUCACAGUUUUUCGUGACGCUGGGAGAGCAGCUCGAGGCUUUGGAUGAAGAACAUCUCGUGUUUGGGCGGGUCACUGAGGGUUUGGACGUCAUCGCUAAGCUCAAUGAUGUGUUAACGGACGAGAAGAACCGCCCUUACCAAGACAUUCGCAUCACACACACCGUGAUUCUGGACGAUCCAUUCCCUGACCCUGAUGAUCUUGAGUUCCCUGAUUCCUCGCCACCACCUACAGCAGAGAUGUUGGCGUCUGAUUACAUCGGCGCAGAUGAGGACAUUGAAGCCUCAAAGGAUAAGGAUAUCAAGGAAAUUGAGGAGGAAAUAGCCGAAAAGGAAGCCAAAGCCCGAGCUACCAUCCUUGAAAUGGUAGGAGAUUUGCCAGAUGCCGACAUGGCUCCUCCAGAGAAUGUCUUGUUUGUGUGUAAACUGAACCCCGUCACCACUUCUGAAGAUCUUGAGAUCAUCUUCAGUAGGUUCGGAAAAAUUAACUGCACGGAAGUUAUCAGAGACAGAAUAACUGGCAAGUCUCUUCAAUACGCAUUCAUUGAGUUUGACAACAAGAAAUCCUGUGAAGACGCCUAUUUUAAGAUGGACAAUGUCGUCAUUGACGAUCGGAGGAUACAUGUUGACUUCAGUCAGUCCGUGUCUAAGGUCAAGUGGCAAGGCAAAGGCCGCAACGUUCUGCAUUUUGAUGAUAAAGGCAGACGUUUGCCCGACCAACAUGGAGCGUUUUCUCACAAACCUAAACCCAAAAAGGAGAAACCGUCCAGUCGUUUUAUCGACACGGCGGCUUACGCCCAGAAAUACAAAGAAGAGCACAACCAUCAGCGAUUGAGCAACGGUGACUCGAUGCGAAGACCUCACUCGGGCGGUAACGCGUCUCCUGGGCGGAGGCCUGUUGAUGAUCGCAUCAGUGACCACAGCCGUCGUGAACAUCGCGAUAUGGACAGCAGCAGAAACAAUAUGGACAGUUAUAGACACGAGACAAACCACGGCAGAGACAGAAGCAGAAAUGAGAAGCACAGAGACGAGUAUGAGGCGAGAGGAGGUUCGAACUAUCAUGAGAUGAACCGUGACAGGAAUGUGCGGGAUAGAGGCAGGCACGAAUUGGACAGAGGCAGGCACGAAUUGGACAGAGGCCGGCACGAAUUGGACAGAGGCAGGCACGAAUUGGACAGAGGCAGGCACGAAUUGGACAGAGGCAGGAACGAGUUGGACAGAGGCGGGGUGCGUGAGGGAGACAAAUGCAGGACGCAUGAGGGAGACAGAGAUAGGUAUGAUCCUGACAAAAAUAAGUAUCAUAGGCACAGAGGAAGAGACUCUGAUGAGAUCGACAAUGGCAUCGACCGGCACAAGUCGGACGCAAUCCGAGAAGAUACGAAUACAGACAGAACAGAAACGGAUAGAAUCAGACGUCACACGAACAAUAAAAGACACGAGCUUAACACAGGAAUAAGUCGGGAUUUUGAGCUUGAAUCUUUUCGUCGCGGCCCACGAGAUUCGCCCUCGUCAGAUCGCGACGACCAGACGACCGAGCGUCGCGAGCUCAUGCAGCGGCUGCGCGCUGACCUCGGCAGCGGCGCACGCAUCAAGAACAAAACCAAGCACCGCGACGACAGCGAGGCAGCACAGGAAAACAAAUCCAAGAAGAUUAAGAAGAAAAGGAAACUGAGUAGUUCUUCAUCCUCUUCAGAUGAAAAGGAAUCUUCCCAUAAGAAAAAUAAGCGACGUAAAGAAAAAUCUAAAAAGAAAACAAAGAAAAGAAAUAGAAAAGUAUCGUCAUCAAGUGCAUCUUCUUCUAGUGAGUCGUCUUCAGAUUCUUCCUCGGAUUCAGAAGAAGUAAAAAGACGGAAGAAAAAGAAAUCAAAGAAAGUCAAACAUUCAUGAUUUUAUAUUUAUUAGCGCACGUCUUAGAAUUAUCUAAUGAGGUAAAUAUUUGAUUUUGAAUUCCAAUGCUUGUGCGCAUUCAUCAACGUGGAUCACACCCGCAAACAAACGUGUAAUUUAAAUUUUCAAUGAACAAUUAUUCUUGCUGGCUCUGAGUCAACAUAUCGCUGAUAUGCAUAUUUAGUUGCAUCAAAUGGUCUUGCCUGAUCAAAUAAUCACAAAGCCCUUGCAAUCCCAACUUUUUACCGGCGGUUGAAUUAUUCAUAUAUGGUCCACUUCCGUAUUGCAGUCGAUGCUUGCGAGUGAUGCAGCUUAGCUCAGUCCGGAAAUUGUGCGCUCGUCCCGAGUGAGGAUACCAUAAAAAAAUGACAGUACUGUGGUUUUUCACACAUAAUUUGCUAUUUAAAUAUAGGAUUAAAACCACCAAAUCAAAUUUC